UGCGCCUAUUUUCAGAAGAAAUAAAUACAAACACACCGAGCUGUGUAAAAUAAAAUAUGUUAGUGUACAUGACAAGUCAUGUGUGUGAAUUUGUUUAAAUGUAAAUUAUACACUCAUAGUUUAUGAUGUGAUACAUAUUAAGUCGCUUUUCUGGUUACGGAUUAAUAGGAAAACGGAAUAAAUCUACACGUAAAUGAUGAGAAGUUCAAACAAAUCUCCAAUUACAGAGGAUGAAAGCGCUACAAGAGGACAGUGGGGGAGAAAAAUUGAGUACUUUCUAACAAUGCUUGGUUUUUCAGUUGGUUUGGGAAACUUAUGGCGCUUUCCAUAUAUCUGUUUAAGAAACGGUGGAGGUGCAUUUUUGAUACCGUUUUUCAUAUGUUUGCUUUUAUUUGGCAUUCCUCUGUUUUUCUUGGAAACUGCUGUCGGACAAUUUUCAGGUCAAGGACUGCUGCGUGUCUGGGAGGUAUGCCCGAUAUUUAAAGGUGUUGGUAUUGGUAUGACAAUCAUGAAUGUCGUAUGCAGUAUUUACUAUAACGUCAUUCUUGCGUGGACUAUUUAUUAUCUUGGUAAUUCUUUUAUUAGUCCUUUACCUUGGACUACAUGUGACAAUAAAUGGAAUAGUCCACAGUGCGUAACUGAUCGUGGCGUUCUUGAUCAAGGAAGAAACUUUACCACUCAAAAUCACAAUUUAACGUUUCAAAUGCUCAACAUGGGUGUUUAUAACACAACCACUUCAAACGAAUAUACGUGGACAAAUGAUACUUUAAAGUUGGUGACUGCUCAGGAGGAAUUUUGGCAAUAUAACGUUCUUCAGAUGUCUUCUGGACUACAUGAUAUUGGAGACCUAAACUGGCGAUUGGCCCUAUCCUUGUUUGGAGCAUGGUUGCUCAUCUGUUUGUGUAUAAGUAAAGGCGUAAAAUCUGUUGGAAAGGUUGUUUACGUUACAGCCACUUUGCCGUAUGUUCUUCUAACUAUCGUCCUCGUCAAAGGAUUAACCCUAGAUGGAUCUAUCGAUGGAGUGAUCUUAUAUUUGAAACCAGAUUUUAGCAAAUUGCUUAAAUUGCAGGUAUGGAUGGAAGCUGCUAUUCAAGUGUUUUAUUCUGUUGGUGCUACUUGGGGUCCGUUGUUUACAAUGGCUAGUUUCAAUAAAUUUAAAAACAACUGUUUGCGCGAUUCUAUAAUUCUGUCAUGUAUUGGAGAAGGAACCAGCAUUUAUGCAGGGUUAAUCAUUUUCACAGUUUUAGGAUUCAUGUCUGCAACUUUUUCGCUUCCACUUGACAAAAUCGUCACAUCAGGCCCAGGACUUGGAUUGAUAGUAUAUCCUGAAGCUUUGGCGCAACUUCCAGGCCCAAAUAUAUGGUCCGUUUUAUUUUUUGUGAUGCUGCUUACUGUCGGUUUAGACAGUCAGUUUGCAUAUUGUGAAGUUGUAGUAGUUGCCUGUUCAGACAGAUUUCAUUGGUUACGAAGUCGUCGAGUAAUGUUCGUCAUGGCAGUGUGUUUUGCCAAUUUUCUCUGUGGAAUGUUAAUGACGACAGAGGGAGGCAUAUAUAUAUUUCAAGUAAUAGACUGGUAUAUUGCUGCAUUUUGCCCAGCAGUGUUUGGUAUUAUAGAGUGUAUUGUGUUUGGCUGGAUUUAUGGAUUGGAUAGAUUUUCACGUGAUGUUAGACUCAUGUUAGGAAGAGGGAUACCAGUAUUCUUUAGAAUUUGCAUAGGUUUCAUUACACCAUCAAUACUUCUAGCAGUAUUGGUAUAUAGUAUUACGGCGUAUCAGCCACCGACAUAUGGAUCUUACCAAUAUUCAGGUGCAGCAGUAGGAUUUGGCAUAUUUGUAUCAGUUUUUCCUUUGAUACCCAUCAUUGUUUGUGCUUUCAUAGUUGUAAAAGAUAUGCCAGGCGAAACAUACAAAAAGAAAAUUACAACAGCUUUCAGGCCAUCAUCAAAAUGGAAGCCAGCUAUUAAAGAACUUCAAAGUGAUUACUAUGAAAAUGGAACAGCAAAGCAAAUGCGGUUUUUUGAAAAAGUAAAGCUUAAUUUUAUUGGGGAGAAAUUUUAAGAGCCAAAUAAAUGAGCUGAAAAAAACAUGUUAUUUUGAUCGCCAGGGACACAAAGUGUCUUAAAAGAGAUUUUAGUUCUCGCUUACAGUGCUUUUUGUUUUAAUAAAUUCAUAAAAUUCA
Messenger RNA from Mytilus californianus (California mussel), 2177 nucleotides. RefSeq names its product sodium- and chloride-dependent glycine transporter 1-like. Gene Ontology annotation, cellular component: membrane. The record is from RefSeq and is a predicted model, not a curated record. The transcript has 14 exons. NCBI's taxonomy places the organism in Eukaryota, Metazoa, Mollusca, Bivalvia, Mytilida, Mytilidae. Gene Ontology annotation, biological process: sodium ion transmembrane transport. The coding region runs from base 194 to 2056 and encodes 620 amino acids.